GUCGGGGCUGCAACGUUUGUUCGCAUGCACACUCGCCGUCCUGCGAAUUUCACAAUUGGAAGAGAGUGUGAGUGCUGGCGUCCUGCGUGGCGAGUCACAGCAGACCUUGGUACCUAUCUAUAUAGCACCGACGCGCCCAACACGCACUGCUUGAAAGGAAGGCGUACCACCAACACACAACUGGAGCAAUGCCACCACGGAUCCGCCAUCUGCAGCGCCUCGAAGGCCUGGCCGCCUCGCAGUUGGACCGCACGCUCACAGCAACACCUCGAUUCGUCCACUCGAGCUCGCGGCGCCCUGUCUCGCUACCAUCCACGUCACCAGUGCCCUCGCAACUCCUUUCCUCCACGUCUCCACAAAGUCCAACUCACUCAAAGGCAACACUCGCCCGUCUUCCAACAGCAUCUGUUCUACGCUCCUAUCUCAUUACUCGCAUGUCCUCGUCGCCCGCGCUGCUCACCCUCUGCUUCACCAUCCUGCGGCGAAUGCUCGAUUCCAAGUCCUAUCUCAUGAGCAUUGAGAAGAAUCCACUGCUUUCAAGAUUACUCAAGUCCACCUUCUACGCCCAGUUUUGUGCGGGUGAGAACAAGAAUGAGGUUGUACGCAACACGAGCACGGCACGAGAACUGCUGGGAUACGAUGGCAUCAUCCUAGAGUAUGCACUGGAAGUUCUGGGGGGAACGGCGCCCACAGCCGAGGAGACGGCCCGAGAGAUCCAAGUCUGGAAAAAGGGCAUGUUGCAGAGUGUCGACAUGGCGAGAGAGGGUGACUUCAUAGGAUUGAAAUGGUCUGGCCUUGGCCGCCACGCCCUGCACCUCCUGAAAACCCAACAAGACCCCACUCCAGAAAUGUGGUCGGCCAUAAUCACCGCUUGCGACGCCGCGGCCACAAAGCACGUCGCCCUCCUCCCCGGUGCUGAAGAAGAAGCCACAAACCCCGGCCUCGAGAAAUGGACUCUCCGACUCCAGAAGAAGUACAAUACGCGCGGCCGAGCAAUCCUGUACACAACCUAUCAAUGCUACUUGAAAUCUAUCCCCGGGAGACUGGCACAGCAUCUCGAGACGGCGCAGAAAGAGGGAUAUAUUGCGGGCGUGAAGCUCGUGCGCGGCGCAUACCUAGCCUCGGAACCGCGAGAACUGGUCUGGGAGAACAAAGAGGGAACUGACGCAUGCUACGAUGCCUGUGCCGAAGCAGUCCUCAAGCGUGAAUGGACCGACAAAGUCGCCCCUUCCAUGCCAGGCAUUCCUUUCCCGGAAGUCAACAUCGUCCUGGCCACGCACAAUAUCGCCUCUGUCGAGAAAGCCAAGAAGAUUCGCGCCGCCCAACUGCUUUCCUCGCCUCCCGAGUCACUUCCUCGGCUAGCCUAUGCGCAACUCCAAGGCAUGGCUGACGAAAUUUCACAAGAGCUCGUGCAGAACCCGGGUAAACAGGCGGAUAUACAGGCUAAAGUGGUCAAGUGCAUGACUUGGGGUACUACGACCGAGUGUUUGAAUUUCUUGCUGAGAAGGGCGAGCGAGAAUAAGGAGGCUGCGAUGCGGACCGAGGAUACGAGGAGGGCUAUGGGUACGGAGCUUUGGAGGAGAAUGAAGGGUGCAUUUGGCCUUGCUUAGACCAAGGAGUAAGAUAGAGUAAGGGAUAUGUAAGAAAGUUAGAGGGCAGUAUCCGUCAGCAUAUGAAGCAAGGGCGCAAGGCGCUGGGUGUACAUAUGGAAUUGGAAGGCUCAGCACUGGAUGGAUGGCUUGCUUCACAGGAGAGGCCUUCAGGGGAAGAGAUGCGCUACGAUUAUGAAGUUACGCGUAUGAGGUGACGAGGCUUGACGAGUAGAACGGCCACACCGCACUGUGUAUUCCUUACUACUAAUUAAACUUGCACAAAUUUCA
This is a messenger RNA of Trematosphaeria pertusa, 1880 nucleotides long. Its product is annotated as carbapenem antibiotics biosynthesis protein card. Bases 189 to 1610 code for a protein of 473 amino acids. Lineage: Eukaryota; Fungi; Ascomycota; Dothideomycetes; Pleosporales; Trematosphaeriaceae. Gene Ontology annotation, molecular function: FAD binding; proline dehydrogenase activity. The transcript is spliced from 2 exons. The record is from RefSeq and is a predicted model, not a curated record. Gene Ontology annotation, cellular component: mitochondrion.